Molecule: messenger RNA, 3753 nt
Organism: Pongo pygmaeus (Bornean orangutan)
Lineage: Eukaryota; Metazoa; Chordata; Mammalia; Primates; Hominidae
Gene: PLEKHO2
Product: pleckstrin homology domain containing O2
Exons: 6
Coding region: 146-1618 (490 amino acids)
Biological process (GO): macrophage apoptotic process
Source: RefSeq, a predicted model, not a curated record
GCCCCCGGCCCCGCCCCCCCGAAGUUUCUUGGACCCCCGGCAGCCGGCGGGACAGAACGCGGAGAGUCGCCGCCCGGCCGGGCGUAGACGCGGUACGCGGCGCUGGGAGCGAGCGGCGGAGCGGCGGGACCUUGGCGGACUCGCCAUGGAGGAGGAGGGUGUGAAGGAAGCCGGUGAGAAGCCUCGGGGAGCACAGACGGUGGACAAGGCUGGCUGGAUCAAGAAGAGCAGUGGGGGCCUCCUGGGUUUCUGGAAAGACCGAUAUCUGCUCCUCUGCCAGGCCCAGCUGCUGGUCUGUGAGAAUGAGGAUGAUCAGAAGUGUGUGGAGACCGUGGAGCUGGGCAGCUAUGAGAAGUGCCAGGACCUUCGUGCCCUCCUCAAGCGGAAACACCGCUUUAUCCUGCUGCGAUCCCCGGGGAACAAGGUCAGCGACAUCAAAUUCCAGGCACCCACCGGGGAGGAGAAGGAAUCCUGGAUCAAAGCCCUCAAUGAAGGGAUUAACCGAGGCAAAAACAAGGCUUUUGAUGAGGUAAAGGUGGACAAGAGCUGUGCCCUGGAGCAUGUGACACGGGACCGGGUGCGAGGGGGCCAGCGGCGCCGGCCACCAACAAGAGUCCACCUGAAGGAGGUGGCCAGCGCAGCUUCUGACGGUCUUCUGCGCCUGGAUCUUGAUGUUCCGGACAGUGGGCCACCAGUGUUUGCCCCCAGCAAUAAUGUCAGUGAAGCCCAACCUCGGGAGACACCCCGGCCUCUCAUGCCUCCUACCAAGCCUUUCCUAGCACCUGAGACCACCAGCCCUGGUGACAGGGUGGAGACCCUUGUGGGGGACAGAGCCCCAACCCCUGUCUCAGCAAGCUCUGAGGUCUCCUCUGAGAGCCAGGAGGACUCAGAGACCCCAGCAGAGGAGGACAGUGGCUCUGAGCAGCCUCCCAACAGCGUCCUGCCUGACAAACUGAAGGUGAGCUGGGAGAACCCCAGCCCCCAGGAGCCCCCUGCUGCAGAGAGUGCAGAACCAUCCCAGGCACCCUGUUCUGAGACUUCCGAGGCUGCCCCCAGGGAGGGUGGGAAGCCCCCUACACCCCCACCCAAGAUCUUAUCGGAGAAACUGAAAGCCUGCAUGGGUGAGAUGCAGGCUUCUGGGCCACCUGCUCCAGGCACAGCGCAGGUCUCAGUGAAUGGCAUGGAUGACAGUCCUGAGCCUGCCAAGCCCUCUCAGGCUGAGGGCACCCCAGGAACUCCCCCAAAGGAUGCAACAACAUCCACAGCACUGCCCCCCUGGGACCUGCCACCUCAGUUCCAUCCCCGCUGCUCCUCCCUUGGGGACUUGCUUGGGGAAGGCCCACGGCGUCCCUUGCAGCCCAGGGAACGGCUAUAUCGGGCCCAGCUGGAGGUGAAGGUGGCCUCGGAACAGACGGAGAAACUGUUGAACAAGGUGCUGGGCAGUGAGCCGGCCCCUGUUAGCGCCGAAACAUUGCUCAGCCAGGCUGUGGCGCAGCUGAGGCAGGCCACCCAGGUCCUGCAGGAAAUGAGAGAUUUGGGAGAGCUGAGCCAGGAAGCACCUGGGCUAAGGGAGAAGCGGAAGGAGCUGGUGACCCUCUACAGGAGAAGUGCACCCUAGGGCCUGCUGGGCCAGAGGCACCAUCCCUCCUGGCCAUCCAUCAAGUCCAUCAAGGCCCAGCCCUGCUGAGAAAUGUGCUUCUGCUUCUACAGCAAUGGCUGCAGGAGGGCCAUUGGGCAUGUCAGGGUUUGGCCAUGACCCAAAGAGACUCCUGGCGUCCUUCCUACUCUGCUCUGGCCAGUGGUGCCAGGUGCCACCCAGGGCUACCGCCUGGCUAUCUGGCCUGGCCUCUGGGCUGGGGCUGGGGCUGGGGCUGGGAGCACACACGCUGGGACCUAUGUGUUUGUGUGGUCGUUCCAAACUGCCCCAGGGCUUUGGGGGCGGCACUUGGGGUUUCUGGGAAUGACAUCAUCUCUGUUCCCCAUCCUCAGUAGUUUACAUUCCUAACUUCUGAAUAGAGCACAGCUGAGCCCCCUGCAACUUCCAUCUCCAGCUAUUCCUAGGCAAAGAGCCUCAUGGCUAAGGCAUCCUCAAAGCUAGCCCCCCUCCCACCUAUUCUGAGUAGCUGCGGAGGCCUUGGGUCCAGGCUCUAGGUUCAUCCCUCAGUUGCGGGGAACGUAGGACCCAGCUGGAGCCUCUUGAGGGAGAUGAGAGGCCUCUUUGUGAGGAGGACAUUAGCUGUGUGGCCUCUCUCUCUCUUUGGCCCUGUUUCCUUUUUUGCAAAACAAGGACAUUUUCUGCAGCCCUUUCCUCUCAGGUGAGCUGUGAUUGGAGGGCUUAGGUCUGGAGGAUUCAGGAGUGGAAGAGGAACUUAAGGGGUCCUCUAGUCUAGUCUCUGCCCCUGGAUAGUGUCCAGCCUUGUAUAUUUCUGAAGAGGUGAAUCCCAGAGUGGUCCUGAUGUCCACAUUAGAAAAACUUACUUGUAAUGAUCAUGUCAGCCUUCAGAAGAGAAUCCCCACCAACUUCUGUGCCUCCUCAGAUGGGGAUUUAUCUGGGUCUCUGUGGUUCCUUCUCAGCUGAAACAGGUCCAGUAUCCCAGUCAUUUCUUCAAAUGUUGAUAGGGGUAUGUUGGAAUCCGAAGCCACUUCCCCGCCUUCAAGCCCCAGAUGGGCUGCUCUCCUGUAACUUUCUAGGAGAAGAGACAUUUUCUUCUUUCCCUUUCCUGGUCCAUCCCUGCACCCUGGUCCUCUCCCAGCCUCUCCCCGACAUUGUCCCUGACUCUAGGGGCACAUCCAGUCUCCAUCGUGCUGCAGCAGCUGGACUGAGGGCAGAGCCUGUAGGUGCAGAGGCCCUGGCUCCCGAGGUCCAGCCACUCUCCCUGGGGCCUGUGGGGUGAGAGCAGCUUCUGAUAGGACCUGCCCAGAUUUCUGCAUGUGCACUUUUGUUUACUGAAAGAGAGAAAGGGAGGGUCACAGCAACGUGCCCUGGCCUUUCUGCCCCGUUCCCCGACCCCACUGAGGCCUGCUGCACAGGUCAAUGCCUUCGUUAUCGUUAUUGUACUGUCACUUUGUUCUUGAGGUAGUAGUCAAGGAUCAGGAGGGGCAGAUGUCCUCUCUGGGCUGCAUGGGGCAGGAGCAGAGGUGAGCAGCAAUGCACUGGUUCGGGAGCCCCCAUCAGCCUCCUUGCGCAAACUGGGCCCCCGUGCCACAGUCUGCCUUUCCCUCCAUCUGCCCCAGGACAAGAGUAAGAAGGACAUCAGGUACCCAGUCAUGUGAUCCCCUGCCAUCUUCCCUUAGGAACAGCCUUCCCCCACCAGCAGCCAUGGCUGGCUGGGGCUUUAGCCAAGCCACCUACUGCCAGGAAUUGGAGCCUCAGUUCCCUCCUGUGUGAAGUAGCUAACUGCAGCAGCUGGACUGAGGGCAGAGUCUGUGGGUGCAGAGACCCUGCAUGCAGGUCACAGGUUUAGGCCCAGCUCCCCAGGCCCAGCCACUCUCCCUGGGGCCUGGUGGGUAGGCAAGUAGCUCUGGGGCCACCUCAAGUGACCAAAUGCUAUUAAUUUCCAUCCUUUAGCAGCCUGGGCCCUAGGCAGGAAGCUGGCUUCUGGGAGAGGAGUGAGAACGUGCAGGGCCUGCCUAGCUUGCCUCCUUGAGGAAGGUGGCAUUCCGUGCUUGCCUCCUUGAGGAGGGUGGCAUUCUGUGUCUUCUGCUUAUGAAGCGCUUUUCUUAAAGUUUGGCAAUAAAUCCAUUUUUAUGGAA